Dothidotthia symphoricarpi CBS 119687 is the source of this 906-nucleotide messenger RNA. RefSeq lists its product as uncharacterized. NCBI's taxonomy places the organism in Eukaryota, Fungi, Ascomycota, Dothideomycetes, Pleosporales, Dothidotthiaceae. The transcript has a single exon. Bases 42 to 578 code for a protein of 178 amino acids. The record is from RefSeq and is a predicted model, not a curated record.
GUGAGAUUGACGAAAGACUGAGCUGGCCUACUACGCCUCUGAUGUACAGGAAAGGGGGAAGGAGAGAGAAAGAAGGAGACCAAUUGCGUAGAGCGACAAAGAAGGGUUUCCUGGUAGAUAGAGCUCCAGGUCCUGGAGGGAUGCCUUACACGAUGAGCGACCAAGUACCGGGAAUCGGGUACAUUGACCAUCACCUCCCCAAGGGCAGUCCUACCUGUUUGAGUGGCCUGACCGGUACCUCAUUGGAGAAAGACACGCCGUUGAAAGACGUUGAGAACGCCAGACUUCUACUAGUGUUUCGACGUUACUAUGCCGGCCAUGCGAGUGUAGUCCUAUGGAGUUUAGUCCGAUCGUGGGAGUUGUUGCUCCCAGAAGUUGAUUGUGGACCAGAGAACUCUCGUGUAUCCGUAUAUCGUCACCCCCGCCGAAGCUGCUCUGGUCAUGUGUUCAGCAUUACUGGUCAAUCGAAGAGUUUUCACGACCCUAGGGUCUACGAUACGAUCCAGGGCUCACGACCGAACCAAACUUCAACCAACGGCUGCCUGGGCUCUCGAACACGCGUCCGCACAGUACAUUGAGCAGCAAGUCGUCAAGAGACGAUUUAUUGUUCACUGACUUUCAGACGACCGCAUGUCAUUCAGUGAUGACCAUUGGUCAAUCUCGACGGUACAAAUGAAGCCUAAGAUCUCGAUAAAUGCGGGUUUUGACACCCUCGUUCGUGUAUCUCCUGGAGUGAGGUCAUGAAGAGACUAACUCACAACGUCGACAAGAAAAUCUUGCCGGUGUGGCGACUUAGGUAUUUGGAUAUAAAGGUCAACGUCUGGAUGACGCGAGUCUAGACGUCCGAUUAGGAAAGCAGUCUUGCAUGCUCGUCAAAAUCCAUCAGAUUGGCUCUUGGUGAUGCUG